AUUGUUCGAUCCAUCGGAUUUUAAGAGAGUGUUUGCACUCAGUACAAUUUAUCUCGCAUUUCCGUUUCCUCCCCUCUCUCUGAUUCCUCCCUACCGUUUAAAUCCCACUACCAAUCGUCUCGCAAACCCUCCCUCGUGUCUGUCAUUGUCUCUUUCUCACUCCACCUCACUUUCCCUCUCUCUCUCUCUCUCUCUCUCUCUUAUCCUCCCGUACUCGCCCUUUUCCUUCCUCUUUAACAAAAGCCUUUAUUUAUAGACUUUGGCAAGUUUAUCUUCCUAUGUACUCUAUACGGUCUGGAUAAAAAAAUCGGAGUAUCACUUGUGUAGGAAGUGCACAAAUAUCGAAGGCGAAGGAGGGAGGAACAACGAGUGGCGCGGAAAAAAGAGGAGGAGUUUCGUCCUGGGAACGCUUUGAAAGAAAUUCUCUUGCGUUUUUGUCUGCCAUUCGCGUCACGGUUACCAUGAAAAUGUCAGACCACUGGUGAUUCAUUCGCUCAUUAACUCGUCUUUCAUUCGUUUCUCUCGAAGAGACGUUCUGUUUGACGAGUAGGUGAGUGUUUCGCGCUUCUUUUUCCCUCCCAAGAUUUUCGUGCAAGCUUCGUGAUAGCUACAUAUGUGAAUAUGUCGGCACAUUGAUAUUUACACUUGAUAGAAAUUCGUUGUGUAUAUAUUUAAGAUCAAUCGUGUUGUGUAGGUUAAGUAACGUUCGAAAUUUUACGUAUCGGUUCGUCACCGGUGUGUUGUCUUUAAAAGUCAUUAAUAGAUCUUUAUCGUAUCGCCAUUCGCGUACAAAUAAUGUACUAUCGUUGAAUAUAUGAUAUUUGUGAUAUUUCUCAAAUUAUGAAAAUGUCUUUGUUUAUAACAUGGCACGGACAUAAAGUUAGUGAACAACUUUCUCUUGUGUCAAAUCAAUUGAAUUGUGAAUCUUUUUGCGUGUUAACUGUGAAAUUUGCUUAGUAAUUUACUUAGCCUAAUGUACAUUAAGUAACCUAUAAAAGUCAUUAUUUUGAGUUUGCUGAUCGACAGUUACAUUGGACACAAUUUAUUUUCUUUCGAGAUGAUGGAGGAACUAUUGAAUUGUGGCAGCACGCCGUCCAAGGAAAGUAGUUUUCCAGACAGUAAUGAUUUAAAUUCUACACCUAUAUCUAAUUUAGAUGAAAGGAUAUUGGAUGUUAACGCACGGCAGUCUUCAAAUGCCAGAACUUCAUCUACGAAAAAGGCUAAAAGAGUUCGAUUUUUUCGAAAUGGUGACAAAUUUUAUACUGGUGUCGUUAUGGCGGUGACACAUGAAAGAUACCGCAGUUUUGAUAGUUUAGCUUCUGAUUUAACAAGAGCUUUAGUAUCAAGUGUAACAUUACCUAAUGGAGUUAGAGCAAUUUAUACCAUGGAUGGAAGAAAAAUACAAAAUAUUUCAGAAUUAGAAGAUGGUAAAUGCUAUGUAGUUUCUGGACAAGGAGAAAUUUUUAAAAAGGUAGAAUAUUCAUCCUCAAAAGUGAAAAGAGGAAGUUCGCUUUCCGGUUUACCUCAGUCUGCAACUAGUACUGGCAGACAAAUAAGCGCUAUCCCUUUGUGCGUGAAAGCUAGAAUAGUAACAUUGAUACGACACGGUACCAAACCAAGAAAGGUAGUACGUCUGUUAUUGAACAAGAGAAAUGCACCAAGCUUGGAACACGUAAUGGAGGCUAUUACAGAGGUAGUGAAGCUUGAUUCUGGAGCUGUGAGAAAAGUAUAUACUUUGUCAGGCCAGCAAGUUACCUCUUUGGAACAAUUCUUUGAAAGUGAUGAUAUCUUUUUGGCAUAUGGAACAGAAAAGUCGAAUCAGGAGGAUUUUGAAUUAGAUUUCGAAGAAUCCAAAUGUGUUCAAAGUUUCCGUAGAUGUCCAUGGAUUUCGAAUAGACAGAAUGGUCCAAUGCCAAGGAUGCCACGAAAAUCUGGCAAAAAGGUCCUUACUACACCUCAAGUUAGAACGCCAAGUCCAUCUUCUUUAAUUUUACCUCAACCGCUACGUUUACAUUAUGCUGUGGGCCACGUAAUCGGAGAUGGAAAUUUUGCUGUAGUGAGACACUGCAUUCACAAAGCUACAGGCGCAGAAUAUGCUAUGAAAAUUGUGGAUAAGUAUAAAUGCCAAGGGAAGGAAACGAUGUUGGCGAGUGAAGUUGCAAUUCUGCGUCAGGUAUGUCAUCCAAACAUAAUUAGCUUGAUCGCGGAACAGGAAACAAUGGAUCAAUUGUUUUUGGUCAUGGAACUCGUGAAGGGUGGUGAUUUAUUUGAUGCAAUAGCUGCUGCUACAAAAUUUUCAGAAGCUGAAGCUAGUGUGAUGAUAGGACAUUUAACAUCCGCUUUAGCAUAUCUACACUCUCAUCAUAUUGUACAUCGUGAUGUUAAACCAGAAAAUCUUUUAGUUGAAAUGGAGGGUAGUCAUGUUCGGUGUUUGAAAUUAGGAGAUUUCGGGCUUGCACAAAUAGUGAGAGAAAAUCUUUAUACCGUGUGCGGAACACCGACAUAUGUAGCACCCGAGAUACUUGCAGAAACUGGAUACGGUUUAAAAAUCGACGUCUGGGCAGCCGGAGUGAUAUUAUAUAUAUUAUUAUGUGGUUUUCCACCAUUCGUUUCGCCAGAAAAUGAACAAGAAGAAUUAUUUGAACGUAUUUUAAGUGGGCAAUACGAGUUCACUUCACCUUACUGGGACACAAUUUCCGAUUCUGCUAAACAAUUAAUCACAAAUAUGCUACAGGCACAACCAGAACUUAGGUUCAGUGCGGAAGAUGUACUUGAUCAUCCGUGGCUAGCGCAGAGCUUUCUAGGAGGCAAGCAGACCUCAACAACAUCUACCGACUCGACGGAGCAAUACGGGGAUCAGCAGUGUAAGCCGAUAAGGCUGGCCACAUUUGAGUUUGACUAUAAGAAGCAAAGAAAAAAUGAUGGUUCUCAAGAAAAUGUGCGGAUGAAUGAUAUAUGCGGUAAUAGCAAAAGGCCUAAUCAGAAUAACGUCAUGCCAUCAUCUUUCGAUGAUAAUUUGAUAUUUGAUAUGAAUCGUUAUCAAUCGAGAGCUACUACAGAUAGCAGAGAUGAAAUCUAUUUGGCUAGUGAUAUCAACUGUGAGGACGGACCUAUGUCUCUAAGUGCUGAUUGCUUGCAAGAUAUUCAUGCUCUUGGCCAGUCUGUACACAAUCUUAUUAACACUCUUAAUAAAAACGAAGAUCUUGAAGAUUCAUCAAGAUUAUCACACAGUACAACUUCUUCAAUGAGCAGUAUUCCUAAGAAUAUAAAUUUAUCUUUACGUAAAGAUAAUUCCACGUCAUUAAUAUGCGAUUACAAUAAUAGCUCCUCUUUUCACAUUGAUACACCUUCUAAUAAAAGUGUUCACUUAUCGAGAAUAACUACGUUAAAUAAAAGAAAUGGAAAUUCAUUGAGUGAUAUCAAUUUUAAGGAAGAUACGCCAGGCAUUAAGAUUUUUCAGUUAAGUAAAAAAAUAGAGAGCAAACGACACAAUAAAAGAAGUGCAAGAAGUUAUGAAAACUCGAAUCUAUCAUCUAAUACGAAGUCUAUCUAUAAAAGUGACGAUCUCAAGAAUUGCAAUGCAGUAUCGUCUUCGAGCGAUAGUUUUACUGGUAGUUCCAGUAAUGAUAUAGAAACAUCUGACAGUUUUGUAAACAUUCAGUUUGCACAAUCAGCAUAUAGCCGAAAAUCAAGUUCAAUUCAAAGUAUGGAAUCUACCGAUAGCUUCGAGAAUAUAAGCAUGUCCCCUAAUCAAGAUAUUAAAUGCAAUAAUGCGAACGAUCCAAAUCAAAAUAGUUGCAAAGAAGUUGAAGUCGCAAAUGAUGAGGUAUUGAAGAAGAAGAUCAAUUUUAAAAACGAUACGUCAAAAAUACCCAAGGUGCGAAAUCUUCAUACAGACGAUAAGACAAAUUCUGUCAAUAACGCGACGAAAGGGCAAGAUUUAUUAAGACAUUCAAAGAACGGCGUAUCAUCUUUCGGAGAGGAUAAUCCGUCGAGGAUAAAAGCAAGUAUAAAAAAUUCGGUGAAAGUUAAAAGAUUUAGCUAUAUUCCUCAAUACUCGACAAAGAAAUCCAUUGAGAGUAGUGUCGAUAUUAGUAAUUCAUCCAAUUAUACGGAUAGAAAAGAUGGACGAAAAUUUCGUUCUACUGAUGAAUUACGAAAUGAGAAACAAAAACAAGUUAAGCCAAAACGAUUUAGUCUUUAUUAUACGCCCCAACUGUCACGGAAAACGUACGAGACAGAGUUGAAAGACGUUAAAAAUACGUGUAAGAAUUCUAAUAUCGAUAGUAAUAAUGAACGGCACAAUAAUGUUAAAUUGGCCGACAUUGGUAACAAAAGAAAAGAUGAUAUAUCCAAAUACGACGAGCACAAAAAUUUUAGAAACCGAAGAUCUGUUAUAGAUGCAUCGACAGUCGCUAGCAGAAGUAAAACAAAUAAAUAAGACAUUAGACGUAUGAUAUUUAAAACGUUACGCAAUAUCAAGCUGGAAAAAUAUGGAAAUGUAUAGAUCACAAAUGUAUUAUUAAGAAGAUGGGCUUAAUGCCCAAAAAUGUCCAAAGGUGUAAUAAUGAUUAAGUUAACAUAGUUCUAAUAAUGGUGUAAUGGUAUUAGAGGAAAAAAAGGAAAAAGAAAAAAAAAAAAAAAGUGACAUCGUUUGUUCUCGGGUUUGAAAUAAGUAACUGUGAUUAGAACAGAUGGGACGCAAAUACAAACGAGACAUGCCAAAUGCAUUUAAAUAGAGUAUUUUCUAUUUGAUAAGUGUACGUAGUUUGAAUAAUAUAUAAGCGACAUGGUAGAGGAUUAAGCUUUCCAAGAAAAUGUAAGUGCAUACGUAAUUAAAGUUAUAGUCCAUAAUUAGACAAUGUACUCUUGACUGAGUACAUACUACCAUUUUUAUCUGAUUAGUAGAAAAAGAAAAAAGUCAAAAAAUCAUAACGCAUGUUUCCCUUUUAGGAUAUGUUCAUAUAAAUGAUUAUUAGUGACAAAAUUUGUGCUAUAUGGAAAUAGAAACUUAAAUGAGAUUCGCCAACCAAUAUAAUGUGUACUACGUUCACUUGUAAAGCCAAAAUAGAAAAUGUAUUAUGUAUUGAGAUACAAAAUAGCCAACAUCUAUAUACAUGAAUGUACAUUAAUAAGCUGUCUGUUUCCAAUUAAUAAUAUAUUCACAGUUCUUAAAGACAAAAAGUCCCUUUUCGUUUAAUAGGCUUAUGUUCCUGCGAUUCGACGCUAGAACGAGCUUGACGAUCGAAAUUACAGGGGGGGGGGGGGG
Vespa crabro (European hornet) is the source of this 5269-nucleotide messenger RNA. Its product is annotated as serine/threonine-protein kinase DCLK2. Gene Ontology annotation, molecular function: ATP binding; protein kinase activity. The transcript has 7 exons. NCBI's taxonomy places the organism in Eukaryota, Metazoa, Arthropoda, Insecta, Hymenoptera, Vespidae. The record is from RefSeq and is a predicted model, not a curated record. The coding region runs from base 1058 to 4441 and encodes 1127 amino acids. Gene Ontology annotation, biological process: intracellular signal transduction; protein phosphorylation.